AUGAUUCAAACAAAGAUUUAUAUAUUUUUGAAAGAGUUUUUUAAUCGAUACCAUCUUAUUGAGCCAAAAUCAAUCGUCGUAUGUCGGGGGAUUUCCGCUCUUUUGAUUUUAGCUCUACUCACAACAUUCACGGCUUUUUUAAUUAUCGAUAUACGUGAUGAUGGUCCGGUAUUGCAAAAGACUACAUUUGAAGCAGAUUCUCUUCCAAUACCAGAUGUUGUGAUUUCGUCUCUGUUUCAAUUUAAGCUCGGUUGCACAUCAGUUAAACUCACUACGAAUGAAGAUUGUACACAAUAUGUCAGUCAACCAGUACAGUCCGCUAGUAAAACGUGGGAGUCAAUUUUAAGUUUGAACAAAAUUUUAGGAGGAUUCAGCGUUGGAGACCUUAUUGGCAUAAGGUUAAGUUUAAGUAUAAAUGACGACAAUUUUGACAUCACUAAAAGUACUGGGUAUGCCAUUUUUGCCUUCGACCCAGAAUUCGGGCCGUACAGCAAUAAAGCCAGUGCUUCAGAUAGUGAUCUUUUAAGCUUUUUGAAUAUCUAUGGCACAAAAUUUACAGCUUCGUUGAAUGGAUUAAACUCAUUUAUUGUGCCUUUCAAGACGGGCGGAGUCUUGUCAUUUUCACGAACUAUUAAAGAAAUUAUAACUAAGACACAAAGUAAUACUUUUGGAAUUCCAGCAAGUUAUAUCCAACAAACAUAUAUCACCUCGGAUUACCAGCUUUUACAAUAUGACCGUAAAACUGAAUAUAUUUUAAUAGCCCCUCGUACUUAUACGUUCCUCGAAGCAUUAGCUUUAUUCGGUGGAAUAUGGGUGAUUGCGGCGGGAGUAUAUACUUGUCUAUUAGGAACAACCGCAUUGCGACCGUGGGGACUGGUUCAUAGCUGUUGCUUUCCAAAUGACAAUCGCAAACACAUCCGUAAUAGAUUUCCAACUAUUCCGUUGUUUUCGCCCACUGCAAACAGUAAUUUCCCAAACGAGAAGAAUUUUGGAACCGACGAUGAAUUUAAGACACGUGUGGAGGAAAGAUUUAAUGCUCUCGAAGUUUUUCUAAAAGAUUAUGUUGUAAAUGCAGAAUGCCUUGAAGAAUUUGUGAAAAGUGCAAAUAACGAUAAGCGGCCCUUAAGCGGCGCGACAUCUACGCUUCCAGCAAAUGUUAAUUCUAAUUCAGUAAAAAUUGAGAAUGAUCCAAACAACCUAAGUAGAAGUACAAGUGUGGCAUACCCAAACGAUCUACCUGUAUAUGGAGCUCCUAGUAAAAUGACCUAUCCGCCUCAAGUGGCGCACAAUAUACAACCUAUGAAUAUGCAAUUUUACGAAUCCUAA
Ambispora leptoticha is the source of this 1326-nucleotide messenger RNA. NCBI's taxonomy places the organism in Eukaryota, Fungi, Glomeromycota, Glomeromycetes, Archaeosporales, Ambisporaceae. The record is from the annotation of a GenBank genome assembly.